AUGCAUCCAAAGAACUUGGUAUCCUGGCUGGUAUCCUUGGCUAUCAUUGUCGGUUCGGUCAUUGCCGCCGUCCCGACUUCUCCGGUGAAACUCAAUUACUAUACGUACCAAAAUAGCGUAUUCAGUGGACAAAUCUACGUCCAAAACAUUGCUUACACCAAGGUUGUGACGGUAAUUUGGGCUGAUGCUAGUAACAAUUGGAGUGGCUAUUCCACCCCCGCUUCAUUCUACCAAAGCAUCUCUGGUACCAGCUAUGAAUAUUGGAACUUUACCACCACUAUUGGAUCAUCUGGAAUUUCACAGUUCUACAUCCAGUAUCAAGUCAAUGGAAAUACCUACUAUGAUAACAAUACUGUGACCGCUACGACUUCUUCCAGCAGUAGCAGCUCUUCUACCACAAAGGCUUCCACUACUGGCACCACUGCCACUACCACCACUUCUGCAUCCACCACUGCAUCCACCACUGCUGCAGCUAGCACUGGCAUUGCUUCUUGGGUCAAUAAUGAGGCUUCUAUUAGUUACAAUAUCAUGUAUGGUAAUAUUGAUAUAGCUGGUACUGCUCCUGGAUUUAUCGCUGCCUCCCCAAGCACCUCCAGUCCUGAUUAUUACUAUGCCUGGGUCCGUGAUUCUGCCUUGACUAUGCAUGUUGUGGUCAACCAAUUCAACACAACUGGCGCCAAGAACAGUACUAUCUCCAAGAUCAUCACAGACUAUGUUACUUUCCAAGCCAACACUCAAACAGAAUCAACUCCCUGCAACUGCCUUGGUGAGCCUAAAUUCAACCCUGAUGGCUCAGCUUACACUGGUGCCUGGGGAAGACCUCAAAAUGAUGGACCUGCCGAACGUGCAAUUACUUUAAUCAAGUUUGCCGACAGCUGGAUUGGACAGGGAAACAAUGCUACCUACAUCAGCAACACUGUUAAUACUGUCAUCUUCAAAGAUUUGAAUUAUAUUACCACCGUUUGGAGUAAUACUUGCUUUGAUCUGUGGGAAGAAGUCAACGCCUUGCAUUUCUUCACUCUGAUGGUCCAACGCCGUGCUCUGCUUGCUGGUGCAGAGUAUGCUGCUCGUGUUGGUUAUUCAAACAACUACUCUACUGUUGCCGCAAGCAUUGCCACCAAAAUCGAUACCUUUUGGUCCUCUUCCUCAGGCAUUAUUCAAACUGCACAAAACUAUGUCAGCGGUGUCAGUUACAAGUCUUCUGGUUUGGAUGUUGCUGUCCUAUUGGCUGCCAUCCAUGGAGGAAAUGGCGAUGGCUUCUACACAUCAUCUUCUGACAAGAUCCUUGCUACUUCUCUCAAGAUUAAGAGCUCUUUUGCUAGCUUAUAUGGAAUCAAUUCAAACACCAGCGUUGGAACAGCUAUUGGCCGAUACCCAGAGGAUCAGUACAAUGGUGUUGGCACCUCACAAGGCAAUCCAUGGUUCCUCUCCACUGUUUUAUACGCCGAACUGUACUAUCGUGCCAUUUUGGAAUGGAAGGCCGCUGGCAAGAUUACGGUGACAUCUAUCAGUCAACCAUUUUUCGCUCAGUUUUAUAGCUCUGCAGCUUCUGGAGACGUCUAUACUAGCACUUCCACUCAGUUCAGCACCAUCACCACUGGAGUAGCCAACGCAGCUGAUCUCGUUUUCGCGCGUGUCCAAAAGCAUGCCAAUACAGACGGAGCUCUCAGCGAAGAAUUCGACCGCACCUCUGGAUUUGAAACUGGCGCUGUCAAGUUGACAUGGAGUCACGCUGCGUUUAUUACUGCUGCUUUGGCCCGCUCAGGAACUCCCAGUUUCUAAAGUCAACGUCUAUUUGCGGUUUUAUGUGACAGUCAUGAUGUUUAUUGAACAGACGCCGAUAGCUAUAAAAAAAAUAAAGUAAUAUGG
Messenger RNA from Umbelopsis ramanniana AG, 1869 nucleotides. RefSeq lists its product as uncharacterized. Gene Ontology annotation, cellular component: fungal-type vacuole. Gene Ontology annotation, molecular function: glucan 1,4-alpha-glucosidase activity; protein binding. Gene Ontology annotation, biological process: polysaccharide metabolic process. The coding region runs from base 1 to 1782 and encodes 593 amino acids. The record is from RefSeq and is a predicted model, not a curated record. Lineage: Eukaryota; Fungi; Mucoromycota; Umbelopsidomycetes; Umbelopsidales; Umbelopsidaceae. The transcript has 9 exons.